This is a messenger RNA of Haplochromis burtoni (Burton's mouthbrooder), 4124 nucleotides long. RefSeq names its product autophagy related 101 (gene atg101). Gene Ontology annotation, biological process: autophagy; autophagosome assembly. The coding region runs from base 450 to 1106 and encodes 218 amino acids. Lineage: Eukaryota; Metazoa; Chordata; Actinopteri; Cichliformes; Cichlidae. The record is from RefSeq and is a predicted model, not a curated record. Gene Ontology annotation, cellular component: phagophore assembly site. The transcript is spliced from 2 exons.
GAAGAUGCAACUGGGCUUUUAGGAUAUUGUUUUUAUUAGCAUUAAGCUAUUACACGAUUAGAUUAGUCCAUGUUUAAGUCGAAAUCAACGGAAAACAAAUCCGAGCUGGUAUUUUGAACUACACGACUUCCCGUAGCUCGUCCUGUUGUCCACCACUUCCUGUCUUAUUCUUAAUCUGUUUGUAGUAGUAAACAAUUAGCUAUCUUGCGUUUGCUACAAUGUAUCAACGCUCAGUGAGCACGACUGUUAUGUGGAGGUUGCGUAUUAUCGAUUAAAACCCAGUUUUGUAUUUUAAUAUACAAUAACACACUGGAUUAGAUAUUUCACGCCGAUUUGUGAAUGUAAACAGUAUACCUUCGUCAUCUACCGUGGUCUAGCUGCUAUACAGUAGCUAUCGUCGCUGAACUCGACUCCUGCUCUUCGUUAACAGACGUAACUAGACAUUCGCGAUGAAUUGUCGCUCGGAAGUUCUUGAAGUAACUGUGGAGGCGAGACAGGUUGAAGAAGCUAUGUUAGCUUUGCUGCACACAAUUUUGCUGCACCGGAGCACCGGGAAAUUUCACUACAAAAAGGAAGGCACCUACUCCAUCGGCACUGUGGGCACACAGGACAUCGACUGUGACUUCAUAGAUUUCACCUUUGUCAGGGUGUCCUCAGAGGAGCUGGACAGGAUGAUCAGGAAAGCGGUGUCUGAAUUCAAGGAUGCUUUGAGCAACUCGGGCAGCGACGGCAUGGGACAGAUCUCCCUGGAGUUCUACCAGAAAAAGAAGUCUCGCUGGCCUUUUUCUGACGAGUGCAUUCCUUGGGAAGUGUGGAGCAUCAAGGUGAAUGUGGUCAACCUGGCCAAUGAGCAGGAGAGACAGAUCUGCAGGGAGAAAGUGGGUGAGAAGCUGGGUGAGAAGGUGAUCAACGUCGUUGAGGUCAUAAAUCGCCACGAAUACCUGCCAAAGAUGCCCACCCAGUCAGAAGUGGACAAUGUGUUUGACACCACUCUUAAAGAUGUUCAGCCAUACCUUUACAAAAUCACAUACCAGAUCACUGACUCACUGGGCACUUCUGUUAGCACCACUAUGAGAAGGCUGAUUAAGGAUACACUAGCAUUGUGAGAGAAAAUAUUUAUGGUGUGGAUCUUUCAUAUGUUUAUGGUCCUGCUGUCAUUUCUUUUCUAUGUUUUGUCAGCUAUACAGCGGAACAAUGAGGCAGUGUCAGUAUAAUGGUGUUCUAAUGUCUUUGUUGUGCUUCUGGUAUCAUUUGUACCUUAAGAGACUGAAUUAUGUAAUCUUCAUUUUAACAAUCUCUUGCUUGUGCAAGCUUUCCCUUUUCUCUCAUACACACUAGCAAAUAACCGUGUUUAUCAGUUUGGUUCCUUAAAAUGUUCUCUUCUUGAUAAUGUCAUCAGUGCAUUACUGUAAAUUUUGAAUAACAAUAAAUGUUUACUUUAAUUACAGCCACAGCUCUUGACGCAAAACAUUGCUUCCAUAUUAUCACGCUGGAUCAGUGUAAAACGUUUUAUGCAAAAGAUCUGGCAGAGUUUGGGAACAGAUUUCCUCAUCUGUGUGAAAACUUCCUCUCUGCACAGUUUCAUGGAGAGUAUGACCUUCCACAUGGGGAAGGACAGGAUUUCCAGUUUGCCACUUUUCCAAAUUAAAGCAAACACUUCCUAAGUUCACUCCCUUGUUUCCAGCCAGAAACUGCCACCACGGCCUGCACUUUGAAAAACAUCCCUCUGUUUUCAGGAUAGUCUGCUUGCCAAGAGGAAAACAACAUGUGUGUGAAUACAUUAGGUCAACAUGUACAUUGGGUAUAAUUAUCUGCUCUCUAGUUUGAGGGGACAAGGUGUAGAACAUAUUCAAAAGCAUUAAUCACUGAAUCCCUGUACAGUACUGUGAAAGUAUUUGGCCUCAGUUUUUAAAUGAUGAUUUCAUUUAUUAAGGGGAAAAAAUCAACAUACCUGGUCCCAUGUGAAAGAGUAAUUGCUCCUUCUUGCCUCAUAUUGAAUCAAUUAACUGUAAUUAGCCACAUUUUUGGGAAAAGUGAGUUCAACUUCAGUGUCCACACCCGGGUCUGUUCAAUCUAGAAAUCACUGGAAGAUUUGCAUCCGUUACGUCUUCCAUAAAACAAACACAGUAUUUCAUAAAAAGAACAUCACACCAACAGUCAAACAUGGUGGUAGUGUGAUGGUCUGAGGUUGCAUUAGUGCUUCAGGACUUUGAUACCUUGCCAUGAAUUUGUGUUCUGCAAGCUUAAGCACAAGUGGGUUAUCAAGCUGGAAAAAGAUCCAAAAAACGUCAACAAGUCUGAAAAAAAUAAAAAAUCUUGCUGUUCAUGCUCAUAACCAAUCCAGUGUGGCUGAAAUAAAACAAUUCUGCAAAGAAGUGUCAAAAAUUCCUCCAUAGUGAUGUGAAGAACUCAUCAAAAGUCACGGCAAACAUUUGGUUGCAGUUCCUGCCACCAAGGGUGGCACAACCAGUUAUUAGUUUAGGAAGCAAUUAUUUUUUUCACACAGUGACAGGUAGGUUUGGAUAGCUUUUUUUUUAAAGCAUUACAAAUAUCACUUAAAUACAUUUUGUAUUUACUCAGACUGUCUUUGUCUAAUAUUCAAAAUUGUUUGAUGAUCUCAAAAUCUUGUAAAUGCGACAUAUGUUAGAAACUAAAAUCAGGAAAGGGCCACCUACUUGCUUUUAAGUUGAGGUUUUGUGCAGUAAAUAAAUAUCAGAAUUCCCAACUUCAUUGCGUUGGUAAUGCUGAAAGUACUGCAGUGAUGAGCGGAUCAAUCAGUCAGCCAGUUGGCAGACAAGUAAUUUGCAAUACCUAUGAGUUUUCUCAAACAUUUCCACUCUUGGCUUGUCAAAUGGCAAAACAACGACUUGUGCUCUAGUUUUGUAGCAUUUGACUGAAUCUGAGCAGAGAAUAUAGCCCUCUACACGUCUGUCAGCAGUCACAAUAAACACUAGUGAUGUGGUUCUACUGGCAGCCAUAUAUACCCCUGCCACAACAUAUGUUUGACAGGUUAUGUGGUAUGUUUCAGAUCAAGAGCUGUUUUUCAUCUUCCCAUUAUAUUUCUAUUCCCAUCAUUUUGCUCCACGAUAAUCUCAUGAGUCCAAAGAAUUUUUUUUUAUUUUGUUUUUUUUAGAAGUCUGCAAGAACUUUCGCAUGUUUUCUGACAAAGUUAAUCCGGCCUUCCUAGUCUUGAGUGUACUUUGACAAAGAUACGCACACCUUCUCAAGAGUUUUCCAGACUUGGUUAGAUGUGAAGAAGUUUUUCCAAAGUGAGAAAAACAAAACCUCUGUGAUUACCCCUUCAGUAGUCUUCUUGGCCUUUUGGUGUUGCUGAGCUGAACAGUGCAUUCCUUCUCUAAAGUUUUGCUCUUUCUGAAAGUUUUCUUUUUGUUUGAUUGUUUUGUCAGCCUAAUGCUCUUUCACUUGGUCCUAACAGUGAGAGUUCCACUUAACAACUACUAAAUGCAAGGUCAUCACAGAUCAGCUUAGCCAUGGAAUAAAGAGGGAACAGGCCUUACCUGGUCAUCAACUGCUUGUCAACAGUCUAAUUAUUUUGAAAACAAUUUUAAAGCAGUGCUACAUAUAAUUCAAAAUCAGUUAAUGCUUUUGUUAAAACCUUUAAAUUAAAGUCUGCAUUAGUCACAUUGCAGCCAUUUGAUUUGAUAUUCACUGGGGAGGUGUACAAAGGUAAAAAAUUAUGUACAAGCAUUUGGACAACAGCACAAGUAUUUGGAAUCCACCUUUUUACACAUUAUUCUAUCCAUUUAAUUACUUAAUCUACCUAGCAGCAAUAUGUAGCCAAUUUAUGAAGGCCAAUUAGACUAACACGAAUGAAAAUGUAACCCAAAAUCUUUUGAUCCACCGUGAAACACUCAAAGUUGUUAAGUUCAUAAAUCCAACACCAAAUGAUCAUUUAUAUAUGUAUAUAAUAUAUAUAUAUACUCCAUUGUUACUCUUUAUUACAGAAGUGAAGCACAAAACUGUAGAAAAACCUAAACACAAAACAGCUGCAAGUCUCAAAAAGCAACAGCGAUGCAACCAAUGUUGAUACAAAUAUUCAUUAUUGCAGUGAGAGCACAGGAAUACUAAAAAGAUCAAACUCUUGUUUACUAACAAAAUCGGUA